UUGAUCUUUGGCCACAUGCCUGGGCUGGUUCUGUCCUCUGCCCAUGGGGAGUGCCUGGGGCCCUUCAUCCUCAGGCUGGGCGCUGGUGCCUCCAGGUGGGCGGAUGGCUGCGGCCCAGUGUGGCCACGACCCCCAGGGACAGCAGAUUGGUCUGAAAAGGCAGGCCCUGCCCCCUGUUGCUGGGUUGGGGUGCGAUCCUUUCUGUCCCCUCUGCUGGCAUGGAUUAUCUUCAAAGCAGCUUUUGCUUUGGUUUCUGAAGAUACAAAGAAAGAGGUCAAGCAAUCUAAGAAUUUGGAGAAAGGUGGUAUCUCAAGGAAGAGUGACGUAGAUUUAAAAGGAAUUGUAUUUGUCAUCCAGAGUCAAAGUAAUUCUUUUCAUGCAAAGAGAGCAGAACAGUUAAAACAAAGCAUCUUAAAGCAAGCGGCAAAUCUUACACAGGAACUCCCAAGAGUCCUCCUUCUCCAUCAGAUGUCUAAGCAGGAGGGUGCAUGGACCAUACUUCCGUUGUUACCACACUUUUCUGUAACGUAUAGCAGAAAUUCAUCAUGGAUUUUCUUCUGUGAAGAAGAGACAAGAAUACAAAUUCCAGAACUCUUAGAAACACUCAGAAGAUAUGACCCAUCCAAGGAAUGGUUUUUAGGAAAAGCAUUACAUGAUGAAGAAUCUACAAUAAUUCACCAUUACGCCUUUUCUGAAAAUCCUACCGUUUUUAAAUAUCCAGACUUCGCUGCUGGCUGGGCUCUUAGUAUUCCACUUGUAAACAAGCUUACCAAGAGGUUAAGGAGUGAAUCCCUGAAAUCCGACUUCACAAUAGAUUUAAAACAUGAGAUUGCCCUCUACAUCUGGGACAAAGGGGAUGGGCGUCCCCUUACUUCGGUGCCCGAGUUUUGUACGGAUGCUGUGAAUGCCUCCUGUGCUACCACGUUCCAUUCUUUCCUACCACUUUGCGGACAUCCAGUGAAGAAAGAGGAUAUAUUUUUCGCAGUAAAAACAUGCAAGAAAUUUCAUGGUGAUAGAAUCCCCAUUGUAAAGCAGACCUGGGCAGGACAGGCAAGUCUCAUCGAAUACUACAGUGAUCAUGCAGAAAGUUCUAUUCCUACGGUAGAUCUGGGGAUUCCUAAUACAGACAGAGGUCAUUGUGGAAAGACAUUUGCCAUUUUGGAAAGAUUUUUGAAUCACAGCCAUGACAAAAUAGCAUGGUUAGUCAUUGUGGAUGAUGACACGUUAAUAAGCAUCUCCAGGCUCCAGCACUUGCUUAGCUGUUACGACUCCAGCGAACCGCUGUUUCUGGGAGAGCGUUACGGCUACGGCCUGGGCACUGGAGGCUACAGCUACGUCACGGGAGGAGGAGGAUUAACGGUCUCCAGGAGCUGCUCUAACCCCUUUCUCUGUCUGCUCUGGCUUCCCACUAGAAUGGUCUUCAGCAGAGAAGCAAUCAGGAGACUUCUCGCCAGUAAGUGUCGCUGCUACAGCAAUGAUGCCCCCGAUGAUAUGGUCCUGGGAAUGUGCUUUAGUGGGUUGGGAAUCCCUGUGACACACAGCCCUCUCUUCCAUCAGGCCCGGCCCGUGGAUUAUCCUAGGGACUACCUUUCUCACCAAAUUCCCAUAUCUUUUCAUAAACACUGGAACAUCGAUCCGGUAAAGGUAUAUUUCACGUGGUUGGCACCCGGUGAGGAAGACAAAGCCAGGCAGGAGACACAGAAAGGCUUUAAGGAAGAGUUAUAAAGCGUGCUGGCCUAUGAGCACAGUUUGGUGACGAGACCGGAGUGGAGGCUGGCAUCGUCCUGCGAGCUGUGACCACAUUGCUUCCACGUGCCACAUGGCAUUGGGAGACUCUGACUUCAGGUGGAAAUUAUGUAUAUGGUAUUUUUUGAAGGGGGGGGGGAAGAAACAGAGUCGUAGGGGAAACAGAUUUUUUUUUUUUCUGGGAAAAAUCACUUGCUUUUUGCAUUAUGCGGUUAUUGUAAUAUACAGUGAUUACUGUGUAUUUUUCAAGCUGUGAUACAGCAGCUUUAUUACUGUCACAGAAAAAUAAAUGGUACCAGAAGUCUCCUUCCUGUUUUCUCUCUUCAUUAUAAAGUGUCAGAUGGGCAUGAGACUGGCAAGACAUGACUGUGUGUGUAUAUAUAUAUAUAUAUACACACACACACCCACUCUACAGUGUGUAUAUAUAUAUAUAUAUAUAGAAUAUAUAUAUUCUAGUGUAUAUAUAUAUAUAUAUAUAUAGAAGAGGCAACAUCCGUUGACGUGGGUAUUACCAUGAUGUGAACUUUUUAACCAUAUUAUUAAUGAUGAAAAUUAUUUUCUGGUUAUUCAGUAGGAAUAAUGCUGUAUUAAAUAUUCAUCAAACAUCAUAAAAGUCGAGAUACGAAGUCCCCCGUAGUCUAUAAUCAGGGUUGUUAUGUUUUAUCUGUUUUUCUGUUGGUGCCUCAUAAAAAGAGAAUAAGAAGUCUUCUGCUAGAGCUUUCUAUUUCUUUCUUUAGAGGUUCAUCUCUGUUCUAUUUCUCCCCGAAGCCCUAUCUUUAUGACCUACUUGUAACACAAAAGUGUGCUGGAUUCCGCCAGAAAAUAGUGUUCUCAAUAUUUAAAAACAAUGUUGUCGGGCUUUAUUCAAGUCUGUGAGUUCUGUGGAAGUCUCAGGAAGUGAAUUAAAUUAAUUUGUACCUGAUGUUUUACUCUUAUUUUUCUUUGAAUGUUACUUAACGACUCUCUCCUGGCUCAUAAUAGACCCCCCAGUGUACCGUGAAACCCUAGUGGAAAGGCAGCAUGGUGAUUUAGUAAUUUCCCUGGGUUCUUACAAAAUGAGAUUUGAAUAUAGUAUUUUGAAACAGCUCUAGUUUUCAAAUCAUGUCUUUAGUAUCUAGUAAUUUAACACAUUCAUUAUUAAUUUGUAAAAAGUACCCUGUAUGUUAACAUUUUAAUUAUGUAAUUCAGUUUUUCUGAGGGCGUUUGCAUAAAAUUUGAUUUUGAUAGGUCUUAAACUAAUUUCGGUCUAGUAAAAUACUUUCCUCUUUUUUUUUUUAAAAAAAUUGCUAUUCAUUAACUUUGCUUGUAAGGCUUUUUAUGGUCAAGCACAGGGUUUUAAAGCCAUACCACUAAAAGCACCCAUGUGUGUUUUUUAACAAUACAUUUUCUUGUAGCUUAGCUUGGACUCAUUUCCAAAAUGAUGCAAUAGUAUUUUUUACUGGUUUCCAAAUUAGCAAAAACCAGAACUGGUGUGUUUUCGGUGGUGACUGAAUGCAUUAGAUUCAUUUUUGUGAAAGUGGAUGUGGUGGCCUGUCCAAGGACUGGGUUGGGGACGAGCAGAUGUUUGAGAAGCACCCCAAGGGUCUAUAGAUCCUGUCAGACUGGUGGUGACAUCAGCAUCGUUGUCAGAGCUGGGAUUGCUGUCCUUGCUAUCGUCACAGUCACCUUCCUGUUAUCUGUGAUCAGUACCCCCCCGGGGAGCCUGGCUGCCUGACCCGGUGGAAAAGAGGCUUUGGUUCUUCCUGCUCUGGCCUCCCAAUUGUCAUACUCCCAAUAUGGCACAUUCAUUUGACAGGAUUGAACAGGCGUCUGUACCUGAAGAUCCACGUCAAGCUUUCAGUGCCUUCUACUGAUGCCAGAGUACCUCCUCUGGUAGUUGUUGGUGUUUCAUUGAUUGUGUUUACUUUUUGGAACUAUGUCAGCCUAACCACAAAUAAAAGAUGUUUGCCUCAGUUA
Felis catus (domestic cat) is the source of this 3702-nucleotide messenger RNA. RefSeq names its product beta 3-glucosyltransferase (gene B3GLCT). Gene Ontology annotation, molecular function: acetylglucosaminyltransferase activity. The transcript is spliced from 15 exons. NCBI's taxonomy places the organism in Eukaryota, Metazoa, Chordata, Mammalia, Carnivora, Felidae. The coding region runs from base 16 to 1725 and encodes 569 amino acids. Gene Ontology annotation, cellular component: membrane. The record is from RefSeq and is a predicted model, not a curated record.